UUAUUUUUUAAAAAAAAGUCAACAUUGUUCUGACGCCAAGGGGCGGGGAGUUCCGCAGGGGAACAGCCAGGCGGCGCAGCAGCAGCAGCCUUCGAGCUGUCGCGAGAGCCCACGAGGCCCGAAGUCUGCCGCGGUCUGUCAAACGCAUCACUCGGAGGCGGGACUUCCUGGUUUCCCGUCCUAUCGAAGACCGAAGGCUCUGACUGGGCCGCAGCCGCCUGUCUUUGCGCGGGAAAAUGCGAAACGGAGCCCGGAGCCGCCGCUGAGGCAAAUCUCGAACGCGGUGCCGAGUCUCGGAGCGGGAGCCUGGCCACCCGGCGUGACUGAGCGCCGCUCUCCCCGUCUGCCGUCGCGCUCUCUGACGGUCGGUCUCCCCCCUGCGUCGUCACCGCCCCCCGCCCCGCCCGCCGGAGACCCCCAAGGAACCGGAAGUCGGUCGGGCCGUUCUCUCUCGCGCAGUUUAGUUCUCGCGAGAGCCUCGCACUCGGGGAAGGAGGAGUCGGGGAAGAUGGCGGCGACGACGGCGAUCUCUCUGGUGAGCGAGUCGCUCCUCAGCCGGCGGGGCACAGAGACCGUCAAGGUAGAAAAUGGACAAAGCACAGCAGCCAAGUUGGGACUCCCUCCUCUCACCCCAGAGCAGCAGGAGGCUCUUCAGAAGGCCAAGAAGUAUGCAAUGGAGCAGAGCAUCAAGAGUGUCUUGGUGAAGCAGACUAUUGCCCACCAACAGCAGCAGCUCACCAACCUUCAGAUGGCAGCAGUGACAAUGGGCUUUGGAGAUCCUCUCUCACCUUUACAAUCGAUGGCAGCCCAGAGGCAGCGGGCUCUGGCCAUCAUGUGCCGGGUCUACGUGGGCUCUAUUUACUAUGAGCUUGGAGAGGACACGAUCCGUCAGGCCUUUGCCCCCUUCGGCCCCAUCAAGAGCAUCGACAUGUCCUGGGACUCUGUGACCAUGAAGCACAAGGGCUUCGCUUUUGUGGAAUAUGAGGUGCCUGAAGCUGCUCAGCUGGCCCUGGAGCAGAUGAACUCCGUCAUGCUGGGGGGACGGAACAUCAAGGUGGGGAGGCCCAGCAACAUUGGCCAGGCCCAGCCCAUCAUCGACCAGCUGGCGGAGGAGGCACGGGCCUUCAACCGUAUCUACGUGGCCUCAGUUCACCAGGACCUUUCGGAUGAUGACAUCAAGAGUGUUUUUGAGGCCUUUGGGAAGAUCAAGUCCUGCACGUUGGCCCGGGACCCCACGACAGGGAAGCACAAAGGCUACGGAUUCAUUGAAUAUGAGAAGGCACAGUCUUCGCAAGAUGCUGUCUCGUCCAUGAACCUCUUUGACUUGGGGGGCCAGUACCUCCGAGUGGGCAAAGCUGUCACGCCCCCUAUGCCGCUCCUGACUCCUGCCACUCCAGGAGGCUUGCCCCCAGCAGCGGCAGUCGCAGCCGCUGCUGCCACAGCAAAGAUCACAGCUCAGGAAGCUGUGGCAGGUGUGACAGGAGCUGCCGUCCUCAGCACGUUAACAACUCCAGGGCUGGUGACGCCGGCACUGACCUUAGCACAGCCCCUGGGCGCUUUGCCGCAGGCUGUGAUGGCUGCCCAAGCACCAGGUGUAAUCACAGGCGUGACCCCUGCUCGCCCACCCAUUCCCGUCACCAUUCCCCAGGUGGGUGUGGUGAACCCCAUCUUGGCCAGCCCCCCAACACUAGGCCUGCUAGAAGUAAAGAAGGAGAAGGAAGAGGAGGAAGUUUUCCAGGAGUCUGAGAGGCCAGAAAUGCUCAGUGAGCAGGAGCACAUGAGCAUCUCUGGCAGCAGCGCCCGUCACAUGGUCAUGCAGAAGCUGCUUCGGAAGCAGGAGUCAACUGUGAUGGUCUUGCGCAAUAUGGUGGACCCCAAAGACAUUGACGAUGACUUGGAAGGGGAAGUGACAGAAGAGUGUGGCAAGUUUGGGGCUGUCAACAGGGUCAUCAUCUACCAAGAAAAGCAGGGCGAGGAGGAGGAUGCUGAAAUCAUUGUCAAGAUCUUUGUUGAGUUCUCCAUGGCCUCAGAGACGCACAAAGCCAUCCAGGCGCUGAAUGGCCGCUGGUUUGCUGGCCGGAAGGUGGUGGCCGAGGUGUAUGAUCAGGAGCGAUUUGACAACAGUGACCUCUCCGCAUGAACUCUGCUCCAGAGAGACUUUGUUAUUGUUCUCCUCAACCCCCUUUGUGUUCAGGGAUGCUUCUGGGCCAGCAUCUCUUGCUCCUGUCAUGUAUUUGUAGUUUCGGAUAAAAGUGCAAGGAGAAAAACCUUUC
This is a messenger RNA of Podarcis muralis (Common wall lizard), 2273 nucleotides long. The record is from RefSeq and is a predicted model, not a curated record. NCBI's taxonomy places the organism in Eukaryota, Metazoa, Chordata, Lepidosauria, Squamata, Lacertidae.